Fibroporia radiculosa is the source of this 567-nucleotide messenger RNA. RefSeq lists its product as uncharacterized. Bases 1 to 567 code for a protein of 188 amino acids. Gene Ontology annotation, molecular function: chromatin DNA binding; transcription coactivator activity. Gene Ontology annotation, biological process: positive regulation of DNA-templated transcription. The record is from RefSeq and is a predicted model, not a curated record. The transcript is spliced from 3 exons. NCBI's taxonomy places the organism in Eukaryota, Fungi, Basidiomycota, Agaricomycetes, Polyporales, Fibroporiaceae. Gene Ontology annotation, cellular component: nucleus.
AUGGCUCUGAAUUAUGCGAUGCUCAGCCCCUCUCGGUCGCCCAUCCCUCUGCCGCAUGAGCUCACCAUUCGAACGGUCGACAGUGGUGUAGAGCUCAGUCUCACCGUCCCAGAUGCGCCACCAUCGCGUUCAGCGGACUCAGGAGGCUCAGGCGGCGCAAAGAAGCUGAAGGAUGUCGGCCGGCUGUGGCUCACCGACCAGCGCCUCAUCUUCGUGUCCGAUGGCACGAGCAAGUCAUCGCCCUUGGAAUCGCUCUCUGUUUCCCUCACAUCGCUCCUGACGACCAGGUUCGAACAGCCAAUAUUUGGCUCGAACAGUCUCCUCGUAGACAUCAAGCCGGCCCCCGAGGGCGGGUUGACAGAUGGGACGAAGGCCGAGAUCCGCUUCAAGGACAAGGGGUUGUUCGAGUUCGUAGGCGUGUUGGAGAAGACACGAGAGCGAGCAGUAUACAUGAAGCGUCAGAUGGCAGAUGAGCAUGAUUCACUGCCGACUUACACGCCUGCAGAAGCAGGUCCAUCCUAUUCUGCGGGUGUUCCCGACGACGCACCACCGGGGUACGAUGCGUAG